Megalobrama amblycephala (Wuchang bream) is the source of this 3298-nucleotide messenger RNA. RefSeq names its product golgi phosphoprotein 3-like (gene golph3l). The transcript has 5 exons. Bases 391 to 1230 code for a protein of 279 amino acids. Gene Ontology annotation, cellular component: trans-Golgi network; cytosol; Golgi cisterna. Gene Ontology annotation, biological process: retrograde vesicle-mediated transport, Golgi to endoplasmic reticulum; Golgi vesicle budding; Golgi to plasma membrane protein transport. Gene Ontology annotation, molecular function: phosphatidylinositol-4-phosphate binding. NCBI's taxonomy places the organism in Eukaryota, Metazoa, Chordata, Actinopteri, Cypriniformes, Xenocyprididae. The record is from RefSeq and is a predicted model, not a curated record.
AAGGUUUGAGGUAGAACAAUGACAACAUUUAAUAUUAUGAAGAGCCUGACAUCUUGGCUUCACAUGAAGGUAAUAAACUUGUUAGAUGAGAAUUUUUGCAGGUGUUUGAUUUGAAAUAAAAGCCUCCGGUUUGUUGAUGUGGAUCCUGGAUCCGGCUGGCAGAACAGGUGCGUCGAGAGUUCUUAUUGGAGGAGAGGCGCUGGAGCUCAUCCUGAUUGGCUGAGCUGUCAGAGGGGCGUGUCCAGGUGUAGCGCUGCACAGGUUUAGUCCGCUGGCGAGCGCACAGGGAAGUGAAUUCAGUCUCCUGACAAAAAUCUCAUAUUGGACUGAAAUUGAGGUUUUGAUGACAUAAACCGGCAGAUGUGGUUCUGGUUCUGUUAGUAGGAAGGGAUGACCACGUUGACCAAGCGGAUCCGGCGGCCGGAGGCUCCAGUGGAGGAGCAGAAGGAGGAGAAGAGAGACUCGGAUGAAGAGCAGGACACAGACUCCAAAUCACUGAGACUCACACUGAUGGAGGAGAUCCUGCUGCUGGGACUCAAAGAUAAAGAGGGAUACACGUCCUUCUGGAACGACAGCAUCUCGUCAGGUCUGCGCGGCUGUAUUCUGGUGGAGCUGACGCUGAGAGGACGCAUUCACCUGGAGCCACAGAGCUCCCGCCGCAGGAAACUGCUGGACCGCAAGGUCUUGUUCAAGUCGGCCGCUCCCACCGGUGACGUCCUGCUGGAUGAAGCGCUGAAGCACAUCAAGAGCACUGAACCGCCGGAGGACGUGGCCAGCUGGAUCGAGCUUCUCACAGGCGAGACCUGGAACCCGCUGAAGCUGCACUUCCAGAUCCGGAACGUCCGCGAGCGCCUGGCCAAGAAUCUGGUGGAGAAGGGCGUCCUGACCACGGAGAAGCAGAACUUCCUGCUGUUCGACAUGACCACGCACCCGGUGACGGACAGCAGCGAGAAGGAGCGUCUGGUGCAGCGUCUGCAGGACAGUCUGCUGGAGCGCUGGACCAACGACUCGCGCCGCAUGAGCCGCCGGGUGCUGGCGCUGAUCCUGCUGGCCCACAUCUCAGACGUGCUGGAGAACGCGCUCUCAACGCUGCCCGAUGACCGCUACGAAUUGGCCUACUCGCACUCGCAAAGCCUGCUGGACGCCGACCCCGACCUGGAGAGCGCCAGGGUCACGAGCCCCGCGGACGAGAUGAUCUGGGCCGUGCUGGCCGCGUUUAAAAAGUCCUGAGAGAACUAGAACACCAACCUGUCCUGGACUGAAACUGACCUCAAGUGACUCACUUCGAGCACUACUUCAGAUUUUUUUAAAUCGACAUUUAUGUGAUGAAAGUCAACUUUGUUCCCUCGUUUUACUAACUUGUGGUCAUGUUGUAAUAAUGCAUUCCCUUAUUUUAGUUACAUCAAAAAGAGGAUACAAAGUAGAUCACUGUUUACUAAAACAAGGGAAUGAAUUCAUAAGUUGUGGAAAUGAUACACAGCAAAAUCCCCAGAGUUAAAUCAGCUCUGCUCAGAGUACAUUUGGUCCCUCUCUAAAUAGUGUUAAAGCAACACUGAAGCAGAGUUAGAGUUAUUGAGAUAAUUAAGGGAUUAUUGAGCGGUAGUGAUGAACACCUGCUGUUAACAAGCAGAAUCACUGAAGAUAAUCUACUGAGCUCUUGAGAGAUAUAAUAUCUUUUAUCUUCAGUUGAUUUCAUCUAAGACUGUGGCUGAAGUCAGUUGUAGUUCUUGUGUUUCUCUUUUCUUCAGUGAUUCUGCUUGUUAACAGCAGGCGUUCAUCACUACCGCUCAAUCAUCACUUAACCAGAGUUAAUGUUAAUGAGAUAAUUGAGUGUAACUUUAACACUAUUUAGAGCGCCACCAUAUGGACUCCCAGCAGAGUUCAUUUAACUCUGGUGAUUUUGCUGUGUAUUUUUGUCAUGUGUGAGGCUCAUAAACAAUAGCUGAAAUAAAAUAAAAAACAUAAACUUGUUUAAUUUCAGCAAGUUUCCAACAUCUCUCAUUUUUGUUUGGUUUAACAUACUGAAAUAACUAAAACUAAAACUGAAAUAAAAAUCUUUUUCUUUUAAAGCACAGCAAAAUUACUAAAACUUUAACAAAAAUUUAAUAUGAAAACAGAAAAUAUAAAAAUCAAAUCUAAUUAAAAACUUUAAUGGUAUAUCAAUUACACUGAUAACAACUACAUUAGUUGACAAUGAACAAUACUUUUAAUUCAUCUUAAUUUUACAUUUUUUAAGAUCAAAAGUCUGUAAACACUAAUUAAUACACUGUGAACUAACAUGAACAUCCAAAAUGAGCUUUCUCAGUAGGCAGCACAAGCGUAGUGCUGUCUAUGUAGGGAGCUGACCAGAGUUUGAACGGAGCCGCUGGUGACAGUGGAUGUUUUUCAUGUUGUGCAACAAAGGUUCUGUCACUGAUGGCUGGCAUGUCAUGUGACAUCUCUUCUUCAUCAUGUGACACUCUCACUGUCACCAUGACAACAGCCUGUUGUGUUGCUCAAGGCUGCGCUGCUCUCUUCCUCUCUGUGUCAGGUGAUCCAAUAACUUAUUCAGUAAAUUAUACCCAGUUUUUCCAGACAGAUUAUAAAGUAACUGUCUUAAUAUUUUUUUAGUAGUUUUUCUUUGCAGUGUAAGAUGUUGAUGUAUAUUGUGAAGGAUGGUUUGAUACGGGUUCAAGACUGUCUCUGCUUUAUUUAUGUACUGUAACACUAGAUCUCCUGUAAACACAGAGAGAACCUCUUCUGCUAUAGUGAUGUCAUUUCCUGGCUGUCAGGAUCAUCUUGUAGGAGUUUUAUGAAUUUUCUUGUCAUUUGGUUACAGGGUUGAGCACAAAUGUGGGAAACAGAUAAAAAAAAUAUAUGUAAAUAAAUUUGUUAAUAGUUAAGUAGUUUUUAGUACAUAGAAUUGAAUAUAGUUGCUGUUAUUUUAUUUGUAUUAUUUUUAAUGAUUUAGAAUAUGCCACUGCAUGAUUUUAGAUAUUUCUGAGAUGGGCUAAAAUCACCAUUUUACAGGCAUUUGAUGUUAAUUGAGGGUAAUUUUACAUGUUUAGUUGUACAGAUACAGUGACGGCUCAGAUUUUCAUCACAGUUAUGAGUCUCUGUGAAUCCACUGCCGUUCGUUAUCAAUAACAUACGAAGGGAAGAAGCUGUUGAAGAGCUGAAAAACUUGAUUAUUUUGCUGAGCGAGUUUUAUGAAGGACUUUAUGUUGAGAUUAAUAUGCAGCACAGGAUGUUUUUCUCAUUUAAUGUGUGAAUGUUUGAUAUUCAACUAUAAUAAUAAAUUAUAGCUGUUUCUCUGUCA